Molecule: messenger RNA, 1978 nt
Organism: Plectropomus leopardus (leopard coralgrouper)
Lineage: Eukaryota; Metazoa; Chordata; Actinopteri; Perciformes; Serranidae
Gene: atg4b
Product: autophagy related 4B, cysteine peptidase
Biological process (GO): mitophagy; piecemeal microautophagy of the nucleus; protein processing
Cellular component (GO): cytoplasm
Molecular function (GO): protein-phosphatidylethanolamide deconjugating activity; cysteine-type endopeptidase activity
Source: RefSeq, a predicted model, not a curated record
CUGAUUGGUCCGCUGGGUCGGAGUCCAGAAAACAACAAACAAGAUAGGGUGAAGACCGUCGGGAUGGAUGCAGCAACCUUGACGUACGACACACUUCGCUUUGGAGAGUUUGAAGAUUUUCCUGAGACCUCGGAGCCCGUGUGGAUCUUGGGGAAAGAAUACAGCGCACUCACAGAGAAAGAUGAGAUUUUAUCAGAUGUCACGUCACGACUGUGGUUCACAUACAGAAAAAACUUCCCACCAAUUGGUGGGACAGGACCAACAUCAGAUACAGGAUGGGGAUGUAUGUUGCGGUGCGGCCAGAUGAUCCUUGGCGAGGCCUUGGUGUGUAGACAUGUAGGCAGAGACUGGAGAUGGGCCCGAGGCCAGAAACAAAGAGAAGAGUACAUCAGUAUUCUCAACGCCUUCAUCGACAAAAAAGACAGCUAUUAUUCCAUCCAUCAGAUUGCCCAAAUGGGAGUUGGAGAGGGGAAGCCUAUCGGCCAGUGGUAUGGACCAAACACAGUCGCCCAGGUUUUAAAGAAGCUGGCAGUGUUUGAUACGUGGAGCAGAUUAGUCGUACAUGUGGCGAUGGAUAACACUGUGGUCAUCGAGGAGAUCAAGCGCCUCUGUAUGCCCUGGCUGGACGUUGCAGGAGCCUGUGGGGGAGCGGAGGGAGUGGGGGAGCUCAAUGGCUGCCUGGAGGGGGCGUGUGCCCUGGCGGAGGAGGAGACGGCCCUCUGGAAACCUCUAGUCCUGCUCAUCCCGCUCAGGCUGGGCCUGACUGACAUCAACGAGGCCUACAUCGAAACCCUCAAGCAAUGCUUCAUGCUGCCUCAGUCCCUGGGUGUUAUUGGGGGAAAACCCAACAGUGCCCAUUACUUCAUUGGUUAUGUCGGAGAGGAACUCAUCUAUUUAGACCCGCACACCACUCAGCCCGCAGUGGAUCCAUGUGAAGACGGCCAGGUCCCCGAUGAGACGUACCACUGUCAGCACCCGCCCUGCCGCAUGCACAUCUGUGAGCUGGAUCCAUCCAUCGCAGCGGGUUUCUUCUGCAGAACAGAGGACGAGUUUGAUGACUGGUGUAUGCGCAUAAGAAGGCUGUCCUGUAACAGAGGCGGCCUGCCCAUGUUUGAGCUGGUUGACAGUCAGCCCUCUCACAUGGUCAGCGUGGACGCCCUUAACCUCACCCCUGAUUUCUCGGACUCGGAUAGGUUGGAGCGGUUCUUCGACUCAGAAGACGAAGAGUUUGAGAUCCUUUCCCUGUGAGGAACAUAACGAACAAUGAUUUGCCGACAGUUGGCGAGAGAUUCUGCGUCUUUUCUCUGCGUCAGAAGGGAAGCCUGAGGGGAUGAACAUGAACUGGAGACCUCUUGAGCCGGUCCAGCUCCAAUGGCGUAGUCAGUGUGUCACACAGCGUUCUUCUCAACAGCCUCCGAAUGCUCUCUGUAUCCAACAUCGAGACUGCCUGGUGGAAGCCGUAGCAGGAGCUCAGGAUAAAUUCUGUAUGCACAUCUUCACACAUACACACACACACACACACACACACUCUGUGUUUCCAUUUGAGUCUUAACACUUUAAAUGUUUAUUCUGAAGUGAUAUGGUGCCUUUCCCUGACUCCAUAAGUAAAAAUGCCAUAACAGUUUUAUGUUGUAUAGAAACACGAAGGAUCAUGAUGCCCAUGGCUUCCGCGGUUUGUCACUAAUAACUCGAGUCUGUAACAGCCUGUAAUGAAACCAAAUCAAGUCAGAUCUGCAGACAAGUUGCAUUAAUUGCUCAUGCAAAGUAUCCUUGCCAAGUCUGAAACAUAUACACUAGUUCAUUUGAAGAUUAUUUAUUUAAUCACAGUAUAUAGACAGGUGAAAGAACAAUACACAUGUAAGAGGAUUAAAAACAAAUAAAGUCAGAAUCUGAUAUUUGACGAUGAUACAUCUCUUAUAUUUGAAGUUAAGCCAAGGAAUUUCUUCUCUGCAUUUAAAUAAAAUGCUUAUAAACCUUU